Messenger RNA from Exophiala spinifera, 1434 nucleotides. RefSeq lists its product as uncharacterized. The transcript has 5 exons. Gene Ontology annotation, molecular function: spermidine transmembrane transporter activity; spermine transmembrane transporter activity. Gene Ontology annotation, biological process: spermine transport; spermidine transport; transmembrane transport. The coding region runs from base 1 to 1434 and encodes 477 amino acids. The record is from RefSeq and is a predicted model, not a curated record. NCBI's taxonomy places the organism in Eukaryota, Fungi, Ascomycota, Eurotiomycetes, Chaetothyriales, Herpotrichiellaceae. Gene Ontology annotation, cellular component: membrane.
AUGUCGAAUAUCAAAAUCAGGGAUGCCGUCGACGAAGAGGGCGGCUCAGAUUCAAGUUAUAAUCUAGGGGCCGAGGACCAUAAGCCCCAAAAAGCUAUCAGUGCGCAGAACUGGAGUACAGGGACAAAGCUCUACCAUACCACUAUCCCGUGCUCCUUGGCCUUUUUGAUCACAUUCUCCUCUUCUGUCACAUCACCUGCUACCUCCACACUUAUGACCGAGUUCAAUGUCAACCGCACGCAAGCUCUGCUCCCAGGAACUGUAUACAUGGUGGGCCUCGCAUUUGGCCCACUGAUCAUGGCCCCUCUGUCAGAAUUUGUCGGUCGUCGUUGGCUAUACAUCGUAACCUCAUCAAGUAUAGUUGCUUUCGCAGCAGGCUCUGGAGCUGCACAAACUUUCGCCACCCUUUUGAGCUGCCGGUUUCUCUGUGGGUUGUUGGGAUCAGCUGGAAUUGCUAUUGGUGCAGGAACAAUCCUUGAUCUAUGGGGGAUAGCGGAGGCCGGAGGGUUGGCAAGGCUCCUCUUCAUUCUGGGCCCAUUCCUGGGACCUACCAUGGGCCCGCUGGUAGGGGCAUAUGUCAUGCACGAUCAUCAUGGCGAUUGGAGAUGGACUCAGUGGGUGGUGGCCUUGAUUGGAGCGCCCAUCUGGAUUUUGGUCCUUUUCAUGAAGGAGACUUCUGGUGCCCGGAUCCAACACCGUGCUAAACACCCUGGUCGUUUCGGCAUUGUGGGACUGGCCUUGUCAACCCUCAAAGAAUCAACGCUCCGCUCGACGAGAAUACUUACAACCGAGGCCAUUGCAAUCUCCUUGACGCUGUACACAGGAUAUGGAUAUGCAGUGGUGUUCAGCUUUUUCGCAAGUGCCGCUUAUGUCUUUACUCUCGACUAUGACUUCAACAGUCGACAGGUCGGCCUCUCUUUGAUGAGCGUGGUUAUUGGUUACUUCGUUGCUGCUGUCGUGCACAUCAUAGUUCAGAAGACACUUUAUGCUCGAGCUAUUCAGCAAGCACCGAACGGCAUUCCGGCCCCAGAACAUAGACUGUACACUGCUAUGGCUGGAAGCAUUUUCUUGCCCAUCGGACUGUUCUGGUACUCUUGGGAGGCUCAUCGAGGCGGCCAUUGGGCUGCAGUUGUGGCCAGCGGGAUUCCUUUUGGUUUUGGUACCUUUGUUAUCUUCCUGUCCUCAAUAAGCUACCUUAUUGAGUCAUAUGGGGCUGGCGCCGCUGCAUCAGCCGUCGCUGCAAAUGGCACUUUUCGAUACCUUCUCGGAGCUGUCUUCCCUUUGUUCACCAUUCAGAUGUACGAAAAACUGCAUGUGCAUUGGGCAGGAAGUGUGUUUGCCUUUUUGUCUCUGGCUCUGCUCCCUAUUCCUUGGAUACUCUUCAGAUAUGGCCAUAUCCUUCGGAAGAAGAGUCGUUUCAUAGCAUCCGCAUGA